UCUGUCUGCUGUAUAAAUGAUCAUGAACGAUUGACAUUUUACCCACCAAAAAAUGAUCUUCAUCAAUCUCAGUUAACGUGUUCCACUGAUCUGCGAAGUCUGCGUUCUCUGUAAUCUAGACAGAGAUAGAAGGUGACUUUGCUGUCAACACCGAUCUGGGGGAAUUUCCUAAACCAUAAUGCUGUUGAAUUUGAAACCCUUCAAUUCAUUCGCCAUAACAAUGAUGAUAGGUUUGUCACUCCUAAUCCUCUUUUGUUAUAUUUUCCUCGAUUUUCCCUCCGCCACCACUUCUACAAUCCCAAUUUCAAGAAGCCAAAGUCUAAGUCAACUUCAAUUACAUCCCCGAUCUGAUCCAGACCCGUUUCAACACUUGUUGGGUGCUUUCAGAAGAUGGGAUUCUCAAGUGGGUUGUUUUAAUUUUAGAGAAAAACAUGUGAGUUUGGUGGAAAAAGGGUCAAAUUCGUCAUCUUUGCAAGUGGGUAAUGGUCGUGAAUAUCAAUGUAGCGAUUUGAAGAUGAAUCAUGUGGGUAUUUUAAUAAAAGGAUGGACUUGGAUUCCUGAUAAUUUGGAUAACUUGUAUACAUGUGGAUGCGGGUUGACAUGUUUGUGGACGAAAUCUUCCGUUCUUCUCGAUAAACCGGAUGCCCUGUUCUUUGAGACCACCACUCCUCCAUCUCGGAGACGCAGUGGAGAACCACUCCGCGUUUACAUGGAUCUUGAGGCUGGCCGAAAAAGAUCUGGUUUUGAAGACAUUUUCAUCAGUUAUCAUGCCAAAGACGAUGUUCAGUCAACUUAUGCUGGUGGUCUCUAUCAUAACAAUCGUAAUUAUUAUCUCUCUCCCUUCAAGAACAAUGAUACUCUUGUUUACUGGUCUUCCUCACGUUGUCUUCCUCAAAGAAAUCAGCUUGCUAAGAGCAUACUCGGCUUGCUGUCGCAUCAUUCUUUUGGUAAAUGCUUGAACAAUGUAGGUGGCCUCGAUAUGGCACUCUCUCUCUAUCCUCAGUGUGCAAAAGAUCCAAAUGCAUCUCCACAUUGGUGGGAUCAUCUACACUGUGCCAUGUCUCACUACAAGUUUGUUCUUGCAAUUGAAAACACGUAUACCGACAGCUACAUAACUGAGAAGCUGUUUUAUGCCUUGGAUUCUGGGGCUGUUCCUAUAUAUUUUGGAGCACCAAAUGUGAGAGACUUUGUACCUCCGCAUUCUAUCAUUGAUGGUGCCAAAUUUAAGUCGAUGGAGGAACUGGCCACCUAUGUUAAAGCACUUGCUGAUGAUCCAAUAGCUUAUGCAGAGUAUCAUGCUUGGAGAAGGUGUGGUCUACUGGGCAACUAUGGGAAUACACGUGCAGCCAGCCUAGACACACUGCCGUGUCGCCUCUGUGAGGCCGUUAGCCGAAGAGGAGGCAGAGAUGCUCAAGCCUUUUGACAGAUUCUUUCUGACGUUUUGACAGAAUUUGAGGUAUUCUUAAAUUAUCAAAACUAUCAAAAUACUUUUCUCCUAAAUAACCCAUUCGUCCUUCGCCCUGGGUGGGUAACAUAUUUCAUAUAUGACCUGGUUUUGGUUCAAAGAUUUGGUUUAGGAAGAAAAUAGUAGGGAUCUUGGGUUUGAGAUAGUCAGUUGCUUGGCUGUUCACUUCAUGAGAUUAAUCGAGGUGCGUGCAAGCUAGCAUGGAUACCCAAUAUCAUUUUAGUGGAAUUAUAUGGAGAUGACAUAGUGUGUUUGAAUGUAUCAUAAAUCUUGGUUUGCAGAUUUAUGUACAUGAGUUAUGUUGACAAAUUGUGCAUCCAAACAAUGGAUUUGGUAAUUAGAACUCUAGUUUUGAUUCAAUUUGCUAUGUACAAACUUAUGCUUAUAUUGGGUUUUAUGAUUGUGUUGUAGAUUAAUACAAGUUUAUGCUUAAUAUUGGGAUUUUAUAUGA
Molecule: messenger RNA, 1916 nt
Organism: Cynara cardunculus var. scolymus (artichoke)
Lineage: Eukaryota; Viridiplantae; Streptophyta; Magnoliopsida; Asterales; Asteraceae
Product: alpha-(1,4)-fucosyltransferase
Exons: 3
Coding region: 179-1423 (414 amino acids)
Cellular component (GO): membrane
Molecular function (GO): alpha-(1->3)-fucosyltransferase activity
Source: RefSeq, a predicted model, not a curated record